This is a messenger RNA of Haliaeetus leucocephalus (bald eagle), 1808 nucleotides long. RefSeq names its product basic leucine zipper nuclear factor 1 (gene BLZF1). The transcript has 7 exons. The coding region runs from base 181 to 1374 and encodes 397 amino acids. Gene Ontology annotation, cellular component: Golgi membrane. Gene Ontology annotation, biological process: Golgi to plasma membrane protein transport; Golgi organization. The record is from RefSeq and is a predicted model, not a curated record. NCBI's taxonomy places the organism in Eukaryota, Metazoa, Chordata, Aves, Accipitriformes, Accipitridae.
CGGAGCUCGGGAGCGGCAGGGGCUGGGCCCCCAGCGCAGGACUCGGUCCGUGUCGGCCGGGAUUGCCGUGGGGUGAGAAACCUCUUUUCCGGAGCGGUGGGUGACGUCCGGCUCUGGCUUACCGGCAGGCCGCGGGGCUGAGACUUAAGUAGUUUGGAAGAGCUGACUGCGAAAGAGAAAAUGACAUCUCUAGAAAAAGUUGACGAUGCCUCAUCACCCAUCCGAGGACCUGGAGAUGGCAUGGAAACAGAGCAGACAGCUGAAUCUGUGGAAGGAAUCUCUGGAGCCAACACUGCAAACCAUCACAUCCACCACAGCCCACAUAAAAAGACAGUCUCUUCCCUGAGUCCUGGAGUUCUGCAGCUAGGGAAAGUACAUGCUGAUAAAUCAGUGGAGAUUGAAGCUAUUCGUAUAUUAGUCCCCAAAGCAGCUAUCACUCAUGUUGUUCCAACUAAAAAUGGUAAAGUAGCUAAGUCAGUGGGACAUAAAGGAGACACAUUCCAUCAGUCAGGUGGAGCCACAGAUCCCAAGAAAGAACAGGUAGAGCUGAAACAUGCAAUCGAAAAGCUAAAGAAUUCAGAAAAGCGGUUGUUACAGGACAAAGAAGGUCUCUCUAAUCAGCUGCGUAUACAGACAGAGGUGAAUCGGGAGCUGAAGAAAUUACUUGUUGCUUCUGUUGGGGAUGAUCUGCAGUAUCACUUUGAACGGAUGGCUCGUGAGAAAAAUCAGCUAAUCCUAGAAAAUGAAGUCCUGGGCCGGAAUAUGUCUCAGUUGUCUGAACAAUUGGAGCGCAUGUCUAUACAAUGUGAUGUGUGGCGAAGCAAAUUCCUAGCAAGCAGGGUUAUGGCUGAUGAGCUAACCAAUACCAGAGCAGUUCUUCAGCGUCAAACCAGGGAUGCACAAAGUGCAAUCCAGGACUUGCUGAAUGAACGCGAUCAGUUCCGUCAAGAGAUGAUUGAAACACAGAAGCUGCUGGAGGAGCUGAUGGUUUCUCUUCAAUGGGGGAGACAACAGACGUACUAUCCUAGUGCCCAACCUUACACUACAACAGAGCUAGCAGCUGUGAAUUGUAAGCUAGCCAAAGCUGUAAGCUCACAUCUUCUUGGAAAUGUUGGUACUAACAGUCCAAAAAAGACUUCAACAGCUGUGGAGUUUUGCAAUACCCCUGCUGAGAAAAUGGCUGAAAUGGUGUUACGUGUACUGGAUCCAGCUGCACGUACAGAAACAUCAACAGAAGUUUCUUUUUCUGAGACUUCUCCAUCCUCCUUCCUUUCCACAAAGAAGAAUAUUGGACGUUUUCACCCAUAUACAAGAUACGAAGAUGUAACUUUCAAUUGUUGCAAUCACUGUCAAGGAGAGCUGAUAGCCCUUUAAAACCACAGCCAGGGCAACUGCACAAGCACUUGUUCUGAAGAAUUACACUAGUUGAUGUUCAGCAGACUUCCCUUUUUCCUAUUUCUUUCCAUAAUGGGUGGGUUUAACAUUGGAAAUUACGCAGCUUCUGCUUCUCUACCUCUUGAAGUUAGGGACUGACAGGAUUUCCUUAGAUUCUGGGAUACUUCUACUACUUUUCAGUCUGGAAAGCUACUUAUUUUCUUCCUCAAAGGCAAGACCAAAAAUGUUAUGCUGGUCCAAUUUGUAGAGCAUAGAGAUGCCCUUGACUGUCUAAGGCUUACAGUCUUAUUAGCAAAUUUCAGUGAAUUUCUCUUUAGGAGACAAAAGUGUAACUAUACCAAAGUAAAUGAAUUGCUGAUAGGUUAUGUUUAUUAAAAAAAAAAAGGCAAUGGAAAAUGAUCAGCUCCAUGCUU